CUCGAUAAUCUUUGAGGAUUUUGGAGAAGACACCGACGUCCCCGAGAAUUCAAUUCCAUGCUCCCAGCUCAAUGACGGAGGCAAUUGCAGGACAGUACGUCUGCUCUUUCUGCAACAGAUGUUUUCGAAAGCACGAGCAUCUGCAGCGGCAUAGACGCAUACACACGAAUGAAAAGCCGUACAACUGCGAGUGUGGUCUUUCGUUUUCCAGACAGGAUUUACUCCAGCGGCAUAGGCGUAUUUCCCCAUGUGACCAGCGACAACAUGCCACUUCUUAUGGGAACAUCAACGCCUAUGGCUCGCAUGACCGCGUGCGUCCUACUCGAAAGGAUCGCAACUCGCAGGAUCGGGCUCCACAGUUCAGCAUAGAGGUAGAGCGAACUCUUCGCUCAUCUUCAUGUGGAAUUCUGGAACAGCGGCGGGUGAGUCCCACGGCACACCAGUUUGCUCAGGAGCCUAUCUCGACCCCCGAAACAACCUUGCCCCUGCCUCCUGAAUACGCGGAUCUAGAGUGCUCAUAUCUGCGAUCGCAACCGGAAAAGCAUGUCCUAGCCGACUUUGAAAAUUUCUUUCGCACUAGUGGACUGCAACAGAUAGCAGAUGAUUUGAGCCGGACACAAAGACACGGCCUCAACGACACGAGGAACUCACUCAUGGAAGAAACGCUGAGCAAUGCAUCAGAUCACUGCUUGUCUCUACCAACUCAAGAUACAGCCAGGCGGAAAACGCAAACCCCUAUGACUGAAGGCUCAAUGAGACAAGGAACAGACCAAAUUCAAGGAUCAUGGUCCAAUUAUGAACAGAAAUGCCCGGAUCUCGUACCACCAUCAGCGCGGGCGUGCGCUCGAUACCUCACAUCUUAUGUCAAGAACAGCAGAGUCCCGCUUUUUCAUAAUAACGUCCAGAUAUACGAGCUCGAUCCAGUCACUAAGUUCGCGUUGUACGCGUUGGGAGCAAUACAUCUGUACGAAGUUAGAAAUGCUAUGUCCCUUUUCACAACGAGCAGACACCUCGCUUUUCAAAGAUGGACCUCAGAUAUGGACAAUUCGAGAGAGAAGCCUUCACAAUCUCUGACUCCCUCUGACGCCCUCAUCGCCUACCACUUCCUCGCUGAGUUUCUUAAAGUGGCACAGCCCGUUGAUGUUGUUCGAGAAUUUGAGAUUUGUGCUACUGCAAUCUCCUUUUACUCUAGGCUCUGGAGAUUCCAUUUCCCGACAGACCAGCGGCCUGUUAAGUCUGAUCCGAAUUCAACUCGAGCUUUUCAAUGCAGUCGUAUUAUUGUGCUCUGUAGUCUUGUCCUAGACGGCUUCUUGUUAGGAUUCUCUGUGGCAACACAGUCAGAUGACUUGAAAAGCACAUUCAAGUGCCCGUUGAGCUCACUACUCUCUCAUGACUCUGUGGGCGAAGGAGGAGAGCAAUCGCGAGAGCUCUUUAAUACGGGCGAUAUAAUUGCUCUUUUUGACGUCUUGGCCCAUGAACAUGACAACGAACUUGGCAAUUGCAUUCCAGAUUCUGAGUCGAUACUGAGCAAAUUUCCUCCCGACGUCCAUUUCGUUUUGCUAUCUUUCAUUAUAUUGCGCAUAAGAAUGGACAAAGACGCAUCCAUGCUUGGGAUAUCAUCGGAGAUCCUCGCCUUAGAGCGUACUCGACUACUACUGACGUUGAGUAAAAUUGUCCGUCUUUUGCGACUUCAAAUGUCUUCGAUGACAGCUUCUCCAACUGUGUGCAAAGCACAAAGCAACUACAGUUUCGCUUGUCUCGUCCAUCUUCGAGCUGUUUGCCCAUUGGAUCUGAACUAUGCGACAGAUCCAUCACAACUCGUGGCAUCACUCAAGGCGAUUAAACCAAAAUUUGAGGAACAAUUUUCUCGCUCUUUACUACAAUGUAUUGAGCACUGCCUUGAGUUGCUGGAAGAGCCUGCAAGUACCGGUCUUCUGCACUACGUCCGUCAACAGGCAAGCUCAUGGGGACUGGAGACCGUUUUGUGGGCAUUCGAAUCCGCUAUCUUUCUCAGCAAAUGGAUUCAAAAGUAUACUGCUGUUGCAUCUUCUGUGAAAGAAGAUGAAGCAUAUCAACGUGCAGUCAAAUUACUCGGCAUGGCCACAUCAUCUUUGCCAGAUGUCGAAGAAUUGCCAAUUGACCCCGACGCAGAAACAUUGUCGUGGUCGACUUUGAAAUUCUGGGGGAGUGUCUUGCAGGGGAUCGAGACAAAGGCAUUUGCAACACGUUUGGGGAAAACUCUUGACAUCUUGGCUGAGUUUCAGAGCGAGUCUCCAGCAACUCCACAUUGACCCAAAUCAUACUUUCCAUCUGGAAAAUGAAUCUUCGACCGGGCUUUGACACAAAAACGACCCAUUCAUUCCGUCAAAGAGCAACAAUCGCCAAGGUAUAGUUGAUGUCAGGUUGCAAUAGCACACCUUGAUGGUACGCGGACUUCCCACAAACACUGCUGGAAACGGAGCCCCGAUCCACUUUUGUCGGUGACUUCUCCAAGACGGUGACCCCUUCUCCAAACGUCCGAUGAAUGAGGACGAGGUUGGG
Colletotrichum acutatum is the source of this 2541-nucleotide messenger RNA. RefSeq lists its product as uncharacterized. The record is from RefSeq and is a predicted model, not a curated record. Bases 72 to 2291 code for a protein of 739 amino acids. Lineage: Eukaryota; Fungi; Ascomycota; Sordariomycetes; Glomerellales; Glomerellaceae. The transcript is spliced from 7 exons.